Molecule: messenger RNA, 1134 nt
Organism: Saccharomycodes ludwigii
Lineage: Eukaryota; Fungi; Ascomycota; Saccharomycetes; Saccharomycodales; Saccharomycodaceae
Product: SHNi-TPR domain-containing protein
Exons: 1
Coding region: 1-1134 (377 amino acids)
Biological process (GO): DNA replication-dependent chromatin assembly; CENP-A containing chromatin assembly
Cellular component (GO): nucleoplasm
Molecular function (GO): histone binding
Source: RefSeq, a predicted model, not a curated record
AUGUCAGACAGUACUACUAAAACCAAGAGCACCAAGGAAUUGAACCACUUGCUGACUGAGGCCAGUAAAUACUAUGCAAAUAAAGAUUACAACAAGAGCGUUGAAAACUAUGGAAAAUUAAAUGAGUUGUAUUAUGACUUAAAUGGUGAAAAUAGUCCGGAUUAUUUGUUUUUGUAUGGAAAAAGUUUGUUUCAACUUGCAUUGGAUAAUUCAGAUAUAUUUGGAGGUAACCCUGGUGUUGAUCUCGAUGGAGAAGAGAAUGAAGUUGAUGAAGAAGGGUUACGUGAAGAAAGUGGUACUGUUUGCAAAAAAAAAAGUAAGAUGUUUCAAUUUGAUACUGAAAUAGAGGAAGAUGAAGAGCAAGGGGAAGAGAAAGAAAAAGAGGAAGAAGAAGAGAAAGAAGAAGAAGAAGAAGAAGAAGAAGAAGAAGAAGAAGAAGAAGAAAGUAAAGAAAAGCAUAAUAAACAAGAAUAUGAAGAUCUUCAAAAUGAUUUUGAAAAUGCUUGGGAUGUUUUAGAAGUUUCUCGUAAAUUAUAUGAAAACAGGCUAAAAAAAGAACCUUUGCAAUCUAGUUCUGAUAUAAUAUUAAGAUUGUCCGAAGUUCAUGACAUUUUAGGGGAAAUCUCUUUAGAAAAUGAAAACUUUGAACAGGCUUCAAUUGAUUUUGAACAAUCAUUAAAUUAUAGGAAACAGUACUUUGAAAACAAUAAGGAUAGAAAAGAUCCUACCAACAGAUUAAUAAUUGAAUCUUAUUACAAAUUAUCAUUAUCAUAUGAAUUUCAACCGAAAAGAGGACCAGAUUGCGAAAAGAAUUUAGGCAUUGCUAUUAAGUUAUUAAAAGAUAGAAUCGACCAAGGUAAAAGUGAGGAAGGUGAUAGUUCAUUACUACAGGACUUAGAAACCAAAUUAAAGGAAACCAAAGAAUCUAUAAAAUUAAAUGCUAAUAUGGAAAAUCAACAAAUAGAAAUGAUGAAGAGCUUAUUGUCUGGAGGCGCUGUUACCAGUCAUAGUACUGUCAAUAGCAGCCAUGCAAAUGUGCAUGAUUUGAGUAGUAUAGUUGUUAAAAAGAAUAAGAAAAGACCGGCAGGAAACGGUGCUAAUGAUGACAAUUCGCAAAAAAAGGCUAAAAAGUAG